Messenger RNA from Penicillium angulare, 1647 nucleotides. RefSeq names its product putative proline permease. Bases 1 to 1647 code for a protein of 548 amino acids. The transcript has 2 exons. Lineage: Eukaryota; Fungi; Ascomycota; Eurotiomycetes; Eurotiales; Aspergillaceae. Gene Ontology annotation, cellular component: membrane. Gene Ontology annotation, molecular function: amino acid transmembrane transporter activity. The record is from RefSeq and is a predicted model, not a curated record. Gene Ontology annotation, biological process: amino acid transmembrane transport.
AUGGAGAAGAAGGCCUCUCUGGAAGAUCAUUCCAUUCCCAAGGAGGAUGCUAGUACUGGAAUUGUUCUUCCUUACCGUCAGACCCAGCGCGGUCUGGCGUCGCGACAUGUCCAAUUGAUGGCGAUUGGCGGUUCUAUUGGAACUGGACUAUUCGUUGGUAUUGGGUCGUACCUUCAUGAUGCGGGACCUCUUUCUCUCUUCCUAGGUUAUUUGAUUUGGGGUGUUUUGUUUAUUCUUCCUGUCAAUCUAAGCGUCGGAGAAAUGUGUGCAUACCUCCCAAUCAGAGGUUCAAUCUUCGAAUUGGCAGCACGAUUCAUUGAUCCGGCCUUCGGCUUUGCUAUGGGGUGGGUCUACUUCUAUGGAGGUGUCAUGUUAGUCUGUACGGAAUACGCAGCUGUGGCUACAGUCAUGCAGUACUGGAAUACAAGCAUCAAUCCGGCUGUUUGGGUUGCUAUGGCCAUGGUCGUCUGCUCCCUCCUCAACUUUGUUGCUGUCAAAUACUAUGGAGAAAGUGAAUUCAUCAUGGCCUCCACCAAGAUAUUGCUUCUCAUUGGACUGGUCAUGUUGACUCUUAUCACCAUGGUCGGUGGCAAUCCAAAGCAUGAUGCCUAUGGAUUUCGCAAUUGGACCUCGGGCGUCAUGUUUGAAUACUACACCGAUGGAGUCACAGGGAGAUUUCUAGGCUUUUUCUCUGUCAUGGUUUAUGCUGCAUUCUCCGUCGCCGGGCCCGACCUCCCUGCUCUAGCCGCCGGAGAGAUUCAAAACCCACGACACACUAUACCCCGUGUUGUGAAAGCAACAUUUUGGCGAAUCGUCGGCUUUUACGUAGUCGGGGUUCUCGCGGUGGGCAUUAUUUGCAAUCCGAAUGAUCCCCGCCUCAUGUCGGCAAUUGCCUCGGCCGGGGCAGGAUCUGCCGCCUCGCCAUGGGUCAUUGGAAUUGAGAAUCUGGGGAUUCACGGUCUACCAGAUUUGAUUAAUCUUCUCAUUCUUCUCUCUGGGUGGUCUUGCGGUAAUGCCUACCUCUACAGCUCUAGUCGAACACUCUAUUCCCUAGCCCGCGAUGGGCAAGCACCCAAAUUUCUCCUGAAAUGCACGAAAUCUGGAAUUCCAAUCUACUGUGUUCUGACAGUCUCCUUACUUUCUUGCAUCACUUUCUUGGUUGCAGGCUCCUCAUCUGUAACGGUGUUCUAUUGGUUCGUCGAUUUGACCACCAUUGCUUUUGUCCUAACCUAUACGGGUAUGGUUUGCGUCUUCCUUGCUUGGUAUCGUGCAUUGAAAGCACAAGGAAUCGAUCGGAAACAGUUUGUUCCGUGGGCAUCUCCUGGACAGCCUUAUGCUGCUUGUCUUGCUGUCGUGAUAGGUUCUUUGGUUGCUAUCUUCAACGGAUUUUCCGUUUUUAAGCCAUUCAGCGUCCAAGGCUUUGUUACUUCCUACUUUGGACUUGCGUUUUGGGUCGUAAUGUUUUCGUUCUGGAAGAUUUACCACCGAACAAAGUUUGUCGAUCCGGUUUCGGCAGAUCUUUACGCUGGUAAGGCGGAGAUUGACGAGGAGUGCAAGAUAUGGGAGGAUGGCGGGUAUGAGGAGCGACGUAAAGUUGAACUGGCUCAAAUGAACUGGUUCCGGAGAGUUUGGGAGCGGAUGUGGUAA